AUGUUUCCCCUCGACCAGAUCAAGGCCAUCGCCACCAUCGUCUCUGACUCGGGCGACUUUGAAAGCCCACAUCUGAUUGAUGAUGCUAUUGCCUAUGCUUUGAAAACGGUAUGCUCAAUCGAGAAGCAGACAGAUUCCGCACUGAACAAAUUACUGAUCAAUUUCCGAGCCGAGAUUCUCAAGGCCGUGCCGUGGCGCGCUAAGGGAAUUAUCAGCCUCUACCAUGAUGCCGAAAUCGGUAAGGAUAGGGUCUUGAUUAAGAUCGCGUCCACUUGGGAGGGUAUCCAGGCUGCCAAGCACCUCGAGUCCGUCGAAGGAAUCCACUGCAACCUGACACUCUUAUUCUCGUUUGUUCGAACCUGGAGAGACGAACUAAGCCCAUUGCGUCAGACUACCGGGGGGGGAAGAGGAGGGAAAGACCCUGGUGUAAUUUCAGUCACAAAAAUCUUUAACAAUUACAGGCAUAUCGGCUACAAGACCAUUACCUCCUUCCGCAAUAUCGAGGAGAUUGAGGAGUUGGCCGGCUUGCGACUUUUUGACCAUCUUGAGAUGCAAAAGUCCAACAAGAAGAUCGACCGCAAACUAAGUACGGAGAUCGCAAAGGCCUCAACAACAGAGCAGCAACCCAAGGUGUCCUUCGACGAGCCGUCCUUCCGAUGGGUACUGAACGAGGACCCCAUGGCGGUCGAGAAACUCGCAGAAGGGAUUCGUAAGUUUACAGCCGAUGCAAUCAAAAUCAAGAAGCAUCUCUCUGACAAGCUGUCCCAGUAA
Gamsiella multidivaricata is the source of this 771-nucleotide messenger RNA. RefSeq lists its product as uncharacterized. Gene Ontology annotation, molecular function: transaldolase activity. Lineage: Eukaryota; Fungi; Mortierellomycota; Mortierellomycetes; Mortierellales; Mortierellaceae. Gene Ontology annotation, cellular component: intracellular anatomical structure. Gene Ontology annotation, biological process: pentose-phosphate shunt, non-oxidative branch; carbohydrate metabolic process. The coding region runs from base 1 to 771 and encodes 256 amino acids. The transcript has 8 exons. The record is from RefSeq and is a predicted model, not a curated record.